Messenger RNA from Linum trigynum, 2141 nucleotides. NCBI's taxonomy places the organism in Eukaryota, Viridiplantae, Streptophyta, Magnoliopsida, Malpighiales, Linaceae. The record is from the annotation of a GenBank genome assembly.
CCUGAUCCUAGAAGCCCAAAAUUCCCCGAGAACUGGUGGCAGACCCGAGUCUGCUUUUUGUUGGCCAUCCCAUUCAUCCUCCUUUUCUUCGAUUCCCGACGACAACCCCUAAACAUCAGCAAUAUCCCAAAUUUGGCAGCCUCCGGCGCCCACAAACGAAUCAACCUCAAAUCUCAAUUGUCGUCGCCGGAGCUGUUUCUGCGCCUGAGAAGGUAAUAACCUCUCAAAUCCCCAAUACUCUCUCCGACUUCAUUGCAUAUAUUGUGCUUCGCUUCCCGUCAGAUUCUUAGUUUGGGAAAAUGCUGCACCGGGCGAGAUUUGUUCUAAAGAAUUGGCUGCUCCAUAGCGAUAGUUCCUGCUUAUCUGGUAGAGUAAACCCUUGUACGUUGCUUUCCUGUCUGCGGCUAUUCUCCAGCGACCCAACUGCUCCAGUCCCUUUCGCUGUGUCUUACCUCAUAAACGAAUGCGGGGUUCGUCCUGAAUCUGCUGCUUCUGCUGGUAAGUACAUCCAUUUCGAAACCCCAGAGAGAGCUGAUGUAGUCCUGGGCUUCUUCAGGAACCUGGGUUUCACGGAUUCCCAAUUGCCUAAGGUUUUCGGUAGGCGCCCCCGGCUCCUAAUGUCUGAUCCUCAGAAACACUUCGUGCCCAGGAUUAGGUUUUUGGAAUCCAACGGCUUCUCAACCUCCGACAUUGCUCAAAUCUUGCUUAGAACUCCCGAGAUACUUCACUCCAGCAUAGAGAACCAGCUGCUCCCUAAUCUCAACUUCUUCAAAACUGUCAUGCCGUCUGAUGAGAACCUUAUUCGGGCUAUAAGGCGCAGCCCGUUCCUUCUGACUUGUGAGCUGGAGACAUAUGUGAUCCCUAGUAUCAAGAUUCUUAGAGAAAGUGGGGCCGGUGAGUCGAGCAUUGUGCGAUUACUCUUGUUUCACCCGAGGACUCUCAUGACUUCACGGAGUCAACUCUCUCAGGCCAUAGAACGUGUCAAGAAAAUGGGGGUGGAUCCUAGGUUAACGCUAUUCAGUAUAGCUGUUCAGACGAUUAGAGGAGUGAGCAAGGGAACUUGGGACAGCAAGAUUGAUGCUUAUAAGAAGUGGGGUUGGUCCAACGAACUGAUUCUGAAGGCUUUCACGAAGUCUCCAUGGUGUAUGGCAAUGUCUGUGAAGAAACUUAUGGCCAAUAUGGACUACUACGUUAACAAAAUGGGGUUUGAUCCUUUGGUUAUUGCAGCUCGACCUAUAUUACUGGCCUUCAGCUUGGAUAAGAGGAUUAUGCCUCGAGAUGCUGUUCUGUGUGUCUUGUUGUCAAAAGGGUUGAUCGAAUCUAGGGCCUCGGUUCAGGCAUUGGUACUAACGAAUGAGGGGUUCCAGAAGAAGUUUUUGGACCCUUAUAAAGAGCAGGCUCCUGAACUGUUACAGUUGUUUCAGGAGAAACUCAGAACUUGUUGAGCAAUAGUGGAUUGCAGAUGGGAUAGAGACGAGCAUAAAGAAGCACACUUAACUAGUUUAAUGAAGGAUGAAGUGAAGAAAAUUGUGAAGAAGCUAGCAUGAAGCAAAUUGGUAGGACAUUAUAGCAUCUUUGCUGUAUUGAUUAGUUGCUCUUGCCCAGUCUUUAUACAAACUGCAGACUUGGGGCCAACUAUUCUGCGAGGUCAUUGUCAAUUUGGCACGAAUUGGCUGCCUCGUUGCAUGGUUUUUCUUUUAUAUUAGUGGACCACAUGCAGUGGUUGUGUUUGUCUUUGAGUUAUACCAGGGUGACUUAGUUUAAUGGUUCCUCUGCUCACAAAGCCAACAGCUUUGAGUUGCCACUUAUCUGCUGCCGCAAAAUAGCCUGCCUUCUAGGUUGAAUGAAUGAAUUAAAGCAGAGAAAAGUUGCUACUAACUAGAGAAGAGAUAAGAUAAUAUUAUUCUUUAUUGUAGUUAAUGCAGGGACAUGGUUCAAGAACCAGUGAUGACCUUCGACUGAAGUGAACUCUCGUGUUGUAGAUCUUGCCUCUCAGUUGAUUUACUUUAAUGAAGUUCAUCAGCAUGCUGCAAUUGCCCUGUACUCUGUUUUAGACUUUAAAUGGCAAAGGACUUGAUAUGCGGCACACCCGUGACUGCAUUCAUCGAACUUCUUGGCAGGAAUUAAGAUCAAAUUGGGCG